GCAUUCCGCAGAUGUUCAGUCUUAACCUGACGCUCUCCGUGGAAGUGCUAGUGCGAUACACUAUCAUGUGUUUUACUUAACUAACCGAGGGAUGUUGCUUCAAACGAGCAAUUGUGAUCAUAGGUCUCCCUGAAUUCGCGUGGCGAGAUGUUGGUGAAGAGAAUGGCAAAUCCACGUAGACUUAGCAAAAAUGUGAAUACAGUCUUCCAAUUGGUCGUGGUGUUGGCACUGGUAAUUAUCGUACAUCUUAUGGCAAACUCAACCCCAGAUGAUAAAAAUGUGCGGAGGAAAACACACGAUGCAGACGCUAGGACUGAAAACAGUCCUCUCCAAGAAAAGAAGAAGAAGAAUGAGGAAAAGACCAUCUUGAUCUGGUCCCAUUACGGACGCUGGAAUAAACAUGACUGGGCGAGGUUGUUUUCAAGACAGAUUAAGGGACAGUGCCCUCGAAACUGUAGAAUAGUCUAUGGAAGGGGGAAGAUGGAGUCAGCAGAUGCCAUUGUGUUCUACGAUGUUGGUCUUUAUCCUCUACCCAAAACCCAUCCGCCCGAGCAGGUCUGGGUACUCUUCAACAUCGAGGCGCCCACCCACUCUACCUGGGCAUUCCCACAGAGGAGCAAGGGUAUGUUCGACUGGACGAUGACCUACCACGGGGAAUCCGACGUGGUAACGCCCUAUGGUAUAGUACGUAAACGGGACCAGGCGGCAAAGGAUUCGGACAGAGAUUAUUGGGCCGAGAAACGAGAGGAAAAAUUUGCAUCUUGGAUGGUGAGCAAAUGCGUCACUCCUUCCAAGAGGGAGGAUUUUUGUCAGCGAGUUCCAGCGAUAUGAGAACGUGCACAUCUACGGAGGCUGCGGACCACUCAAGUGCGGAAAACGGACGAUUCUCCAUAACUUGAAAAACGAAAAAACACAAAGCGACUGUUACAAACUGAUGAAUUCCUACAUGUUCUACUUUGCUUUCGAGAAUUCCUUGUGCCAAGACUACAUCACUGAGAAGUUCUUCAAGGCUCUUCAGAUGGACACCAUUCCCGUCGUCUUCGGUGGAGGAAACUACUCCACAGUGGCGCCCAACCACUCCUUCAUAAAUGCCAGGGAUUUUGAGAGCCCUAAAGCCCUGGCCUCUUACCUACGCGCAGUGGCUAACAACAGCACUUUGUAUAACAGUUACUUCAAAUGGAAGAAAGAUUAUGUUGUAGAGUCCGGCUUCCCUUUCUCUCCGUUUGUCUGUGACCUGUGUAGUAAGCUGCACGGGGCGCCAACGCAGCUCUCGAAAGACAGGAACUCGGCAAGGAGGACUGAAGACGGUCGAUACGCUGACGUCAUUGAAUGGUUCUCAACUGUUUCAAAAUGCGAGGGAGGAAAUAAUACCUCUACAGACCUUUGAAGAAUUGACGGUUCUUUUCGAAAUGAAACUCGAUAAAAAUAAAAAAAUUGAAAAAGCGCAGAUGCUCAACCAAGUUUUUCAACAUACAAUAAACGUUUGUCAUUUUU
Molecule: messenger RNA, 1494 nt
Organism: Macrobrachium nipponense
Lineage: Eukaryota; Metazoa; Arthropoda; Malacostraca; Decapoda; Palaemonidae
Product: alpha-(1,3)-fucosyltransferase C-like
Exons: 10
Coding region: 935-1387 (150 amino acids)
Cellular component (GO): membrane
Molecular function (GO): fucosyltransferase activity
Source: RefSeq, a predicted model, not a curated record